Molecule: messenger RNA, 3324 nt
Organism: Penicillium lagena
Lineage: Eukaryota; Fungi; Ascomycota; Eurotiomycetes; Eurotiales; Aspergillaceae
Product: calcium/hydrogen antiporter
Exons: 5
Coding region: 1-3324 (1107 amino acids)
Biological process (GO): intracellular calcium ion homeostasis; calcium ion transmembrane transport
Cellular component (GO): membrane; endomembrane system
Molecular function (GO): calcium:proton antiporter activity
Source: RefSeq, a predicted model, not a curated record
AUGGCGGGCGAUAAUGAUAACAACGACUCACCCGAGUCGUCGCGUGGACCGUCGGGGCCUUCGGGCAUCGAGAGCUCUCAGUCGGACUCGUAUCUUCCGCCUCGAUCCACUGGUCCACCACGAAGGAGCUACGGCACUCUCGAUCCGUUUGACACGCCCAACCCGGACCCUCGAGCGGAGGAGGGCCCAGGCGAAAGCUCCAGUCGUGUUGUUCGCCCUCAGUCCCCAUCAGAUAAAGCAAGGAAGCCCCCAGUUUCGCGUCGUAUGUCUUCGAAGCGCCAGGUGCCCCAUAAAGGUCAGGAGUUCUCGACAGAUGAUGAUGUGAAGGAGGUCGAGGAGGACAUCGCCUUGCAGCACGGUACAACCACUCAACCCUCUCCACGAAUACGUCCCAUGCGCCAGCAGAGUUCCACCCUGAGGCGCCGACCCAGUGCCCGACCCAGUCCGCUGGCGAGAGCGGACUCGGACAAUUACAGCGAGGAGGAGACGAGCUUGCCGGACCCGGGCCUUGACAUUCACGUCGAACCCCCAUCUCGACAGUCAGACAACGAGAGCGAGCAUGAUAGUGAAGAGGAAGACCACGAGGACCACGAGACCGAGGAUGAAGCAACGAGUGAUGCCGAGAGCUUCACCCUCAAAGACCGCCAGCAAGCAAUUAACGAGACCCAUCCUUUUGGUAUCCGGAUCUGGAAGCCUGCCUUGUACAAGAAGAGUCGUUCCGUCGAAAAGACGGCGGAGGGCGACAUUCACUCGUCUCCAGGGGGUCGGGUUAGUCCUAUGCUCUUCCUGACCAAUCUGCUGUGGUCCUUGUUUUUUGGCUGGUGGCUCGCAUGUGCUGCACUACUGGCUGCAAUUGUCUGUUUUAUCUUCGCCUAUUCAUCCAGUGCCUUGGCCUACGGAAGGGUUUUCUGGGGCCUGUCGCGGUACCUGUUCUACCCAUUCGGAUCCUUUGUCUUGUUGGAGACCGACGAACACUACGCAGAAGAGGACGAGGGCGAGGGCCGCAGCAUCAGCGAAUAUGAGCAAUGGCAGAACGGUGAUAUAGAACAUGGCCGCCUGUUUUUUGGGCCUCGUCGCCAUCGAUCCCUGGUAGGUCGACGUCGGGACAGCGUCGAUUCAGCCGACGAACAGGACAGUCUUCUCGGUCGUCCCCAGCGUGGCCAACGCGACGACUUCCAGUUUGCUCCCUCGAAACGGCGUCUUUUUGGUCGGGGUGAAUGGACGCUAGGCCGCGUGGUUUUUUUCAUCUUUUUCUACUUCCUGGUGGGACCCCUGAUGCUCAUGGUGUCGCUUGUCUGCUGGCUGCUCGUUUUCUGGAUCCCCAUGGGCCGCGUCACAACUAUCCUCGUCAGCCAUCUUCGACGACAUCCGCUGGCCCUGUCGUUCCAUUCCGAUACAACAUAUACAAGAUUGAGCACGACCUCUUCAUCUUCCAUUCUCCUCUGUACCUAUCGGGCAGCUGGAACCAGGUACUGGAAGUACACCAUCGAUGGCACGAAUAUCUUUUUGAUUAACCUUCUCGGUGUCGUUCUGUUCGUGAUCCUGGACUAUUUCCUCUUGGACAAAUUCAUGGGUAUCCACAACUGGCUCACGCACCCUGGCUUGAUCUUCACCCUUGCCCUCUUUUCCAUCAUUCCUUUAGCAUACUUUAUUGGCCAAGCUGUCGCUUCAAUCUCCGCCCAAUCGUCGAUGGGCUUGGGCGCUGCCAUCAACGCUUUCUUCUCCACCGUCGUAGAGGUAUACCUCUAUUGCGUGGCCUUGACCGAAGGGAAAGCUCAGCUGGUCGAGGGCAGUAUCAUUGGCAGUAUCUUCGCCGGUAUUCUAUUCCUGCCGGGCUUGUCCAUGUGUUUCGGUGCCAUUAAGCGUAAGACUCAGCGUUUCAAUGUCAAAUCAGCCGGCGUGACUUCGACCAUGUUACUCUUUGCCGUCAUUGCGGCUUUUGGUCCCACGCUCUUCUAUCAAGUCUAUGGAAGCCAUGAAUUGAACUGCCAUUCGUGCACUGGACCAGUUGGAUCUGGGGACCGCGACUGUCGUCGCUGUUACUUCCAGCAGACUGCGGCGAUCUACGACCAGUUUUUCCUGAAAGCGGUGCAGCCGUACGCCUGGUUUUCCGCCGUGCUCCUGUUUUUGUCAUAUGUCAUCGGUCUCUGGUUCACCCUUAGAACCCAUGCUGCCCUUAUUUGGGCCACGGAGGUUGAGGAGAAGAAGGCUGCUCAAGCUGCCCAGGCCGCUCGAGAAUCUUUCCCCUAUGAACCACGCCACUUCCUCUUUCCCAGCGGCCAACCGGAAGCCUCUGGUGGGGCAACCGGGCGUAAGGAUUCCAUCCGUGAAUCGCAGCUGUACAAACGGAUUCUGGGCCAAUCGCUCAAGCAUGUUGGCCUGGAUGAGAACUGGGAACAUGGAGGUGCUGGGACGUCAGAUCAGAAAGGCGCAACGCCGCACCUAGUUCCACCAAGGUCUGCUGGCGAGCCUGCAUCGAAACCUGGCCGUGGCAGGCUUACUGAAGAUAACGAGUGCUUAGUGCGUCAAGUCACUGAAGUAGCCGCCACUGCGGCAGCCGUGGCAGCUCGUGAUGCCGCUCGGACUCGCAAGCUUGCUGUCCAAAAACAGGCUGAGCGUGCUCCUGGUGAGCAAGUAAGAACACCGGGCGAGGAGCCGGAUGAUGCUGGUUUUAUGGUCGAUUCCACCCAUGUUGCUACCGGCGGUGGGCACGAUGCACCAAACUGGAGCAAAGCAAAGAGCGCCAUCGUCCUCUUGGUGGCGACGGUGCUCUAUGCUGUGAUUGCUGAGAUUCUUGUCAAUACUGUCGACGUUGUCUUAGAGAGCGUGGACAUUGACGAGAAAUUCCUCGGCAUCACUCUCUUUGCCCUGGUUCCUAACACCACAGAAUUUCUGAAUGCCAUCUCAUUUGCCAUGAACGGCAACAUCGCUCUAUCCAUGGAGAUUGGUUCCGCCUACGCACUACAGGUCUGUCUGUUGCAAGUGCCAGCUCUGGUCUUGUUCAGUGCGCUGUAUGCCCACUUCAUUCAACCCUCCAAUCUCAUCAGCCACUCCUUCAAUCUGAUAUUCCCCCAGUGGGACAUGAUCACCGUCAUUCUGUGUGUCUUCCUGCUAUCUAACGUCUACGGCGAAGGAAAAAGCAACUAUUUUAAGGGCUCCAUUCUCGUCCUGACUUAUUUGGUUGUUGUGGUCGGCUUCUUCCUUUCCAGCUACAACACCAUGGACAACAUGGGCGUGGACCGCUUCGACACUCUGGCUUUGGGUAACAGUCAAUCUCAGAAAUUCUACACCGUCGGGCGGCCACAGGCUGGUGUGGCUUAUUAG